Messenger RNA from Danio aesculapii, 1694 nucleotides. It is a transcript of the gene orc5, whose product is annotated as origin recognition complex, subunit 5. Gene Ontology annotation, biological process: DNA replication initiation; DNA replication. NCBI's taxonomy places the organism in Eukaryota, Metazoa, Chordata, Actinopteri, Cypriniformes, Danionidae. Gene Ontology annotation, cellular component: nucleus; nuclear origin of replication recognition complex. Gene Ontology annotation, molecular function: DNA replication origin binding. The record is from RefSeq and is a predicted model, not a curated record.
GACGCGUGUGGCUUGUGACGUGUGUAGCGACUCGCGCGGGGAAACUGAUGUGAAGUUUAUCCUGCAGGAAGAAAGCUGAAAUAUAUAACCAAAAUUUGUCAUGUUUUCCUGCUAAUACACAACCUGUUUAAGUAAUAGAGGAUGCCUGUAACUCUGCAGUGUCCCGGUUAUCCUGAAGACACACUGCGCUCUCUUGCUGAAAAGCUGCCAUGCAGGGAGACACAGGUGACGUCACUGCUGUCACUCAUGGGCCAGCCAGAUCACUACAGUUAUCCAUCAGUUUUCAUCUAUGGCCACAGAGCAACAGGAAAAAGUCAUGUGGUGCUCACCAUCAUGAAGGAUCUGGAGCUUCCUCAUGCUUCUGUGGACUGUGUGGAGUGUGUGUCUGCUGGACUGCUGUUUCACCAGGUGUUGUCCGCCUUUUUCGGUCCAGAUGCUGCAGCUUUGCUUCCUCGUUGCCCGUCUUUGUCAGAUUUUGUACGCCUGUACAAACAGAUGAGCUCCAACACACCUGCUAAGCAGACACGCUAUAUAGUUCUGGACCGAGCUGAACGCAUGAGAGAUAUGGAUUUCAGUCUGCUUCCUGCACUUCUGCGCCUACAGGAACUGGCAAAUGAUAAUGUGACUGUCUUGCUCAGCGAAAUUGUAUGGGAGAAGUUUCGUCCUAACACUGGCUGCUUUGAACCACUGCUUUUUCUUUUCCCAGAUUACAGUAAAGUGGAGCUUGUGCAGAUUCUGUCUAAGGAUCAUCAUCCAUCCUACACUCCUGAGCUCUAUGCCUCCUACAUAAACAUGUUUCUGGGGGUUUUCUUCUCAGUGUGCAGGGAUCUAAGGGAGCUCAGGCACCUGGCUAUGCUGAAUUUCUCCAAGUUCUGUGAACCUUUGGAGAAAGGAGAAGCCAAAGAGAGUGAUAUUCACAAGUUAUGGAAGAACAUCGAGCCCCAUCUGCAGAGAGCCAUGCAGACAGUUUACCUCCGAGAGGUGUCCAGUGUACAGUGGGAGCAGCAGCAGAUGGACGAGAAGGAGGCCACAGCUCUCAGAGGUUUAUCGGCACAUGCUCACAUAGAGCUGCCAUAUUACUCCAAGUUUCUGCUGAUCGCUGCGUAUCUGGCAUCCUUUAACCCUGCACGCACAGAUCGACGCUUCUUCCUUAAAAGUCAUGGAAAAAUCAAAAAGACUAAUUUCUUGAAGAAACAUGAGAAGACUAGUAACCAUCUGUUGGGACCGAAGCCUUUUCCUCUUGACAGACUGUUGGCCAUUUUCUACAGUGUGGUUGAUAGCAGAGUUGCACCUACAGCCAGUAUCUUCUCACAGAUUUCAUCUCUAGUCACUCUGCAGCUUCUCUCUCAGGUGGGACAUGAUGACCAGCUGGACUCACCCAAAUACAAAUGUGCCGUUUCACUGGACUUCAUUCUGGCAAUAUCCAGAACCGUAAGUUUUGAUGUGGUGAAGUAUCUGUAUGACUUCCUGUAAAUCUGCUGGAGUGGAAAUCCAGAUCUGAUCGGACAAAACACUUGGAGAGCUUGAAUGGACUGAUGUUACAGGAACUUUCUGCAUUACUAGUCCAAUCAGAUGAUAUCAUAGAAAAAUACUCACAAUUUAUCCAAGGAUCUCCUUCUUCAAAGGGGAAUUUAAUGUGUGGCACACUGUAACUUAAUACUGGUGUAAUAAAAGCUGUAUAGUUUGUUAAAAUA